AUAGCUCCUGUUCGUGAUGUUACUGAUGUAAUUGGAAACUAUGGCCCUUGGCAGCGAUUGAUUUUUAUUCUAACUUGCUUGCGAGGCACCCCGACUGCAUUUUAUAAUUUAAGCACACCUUUUUUUGCCCCGAAGCAAGAUGUAUGGUGCUCCCGCCCUGCAGGCUUGAAUUGGACUGUUGAGCAGUGGAGAAAUGCAGCUAUUCCUUUGGAGUUCCACGAUGGAGGUCUCUCCCCAAGUCGUUGUUUUAUGUAUGAAACAGCAGUUGUGGAGGGUGAGGCUGUGAUCAAUCAGAAUAAAACAGUUAGUUGUGAAUCUUGGGAAUAUGAUUCCUCAUUUUAUACCAAUACACUUACGCAGGAAUAUGACUUGGUGUGUGGCAGAGACUGGCUUAUUUCAUUUACUCAGUUUAACUACAUGGCUGGCAUGAUGUGUGGCGUUUUUAUUUUUGGACACCUUGCUGAUAGAUUUGGACGUCAAAUAAUUUUGAAUCUAUCCGUUACGUUGAUGAUUGUUGCAAGUGUUAUUGCUGCUUUUUCUCCUAGCUAUACGUUUUUUAGUGUUGCUAGAUUUUGUUUAGCACUUGGAGUUGCUGGGACUCAGAAUACAUCAUUUUGUUUGUUAAUGGAAGUACUUGGUCCAGUGUAUAGGACUAGAGUGACUUUUGCCUUUUCAUUUGGCUGGGCUUUUGGUUUGCUUUUACUUCCUGGGAUGACCUACUUGAUUAGGGACUGGGUGUAUCAACAGUUAGCUAGUGCUCUUGUGACUUCCAUUUUACUUAGUUAUUGGUGCUUCAUGCCUGAAUCUCCUCGAUGGUUAAUGACUCAAGGCAGAUAUGAUGAAGCAGAAAAGACAAUGAUUACUGCUGCCCAAAGAAAUAAGCUACCAAUUCAUAACAUGCCAUCUGCCAUGAAGCAGUUGAAAGAAAGAAUUGAAAAGGAAGAAAGAAAGAAAAAUCCAAGUGUUAUUGACCUUUUCAAAACUGCAAAUUUGCGAAAAAAUACCAUUUUUGUAUACAUUUCAUAG
Messenger RNA from Uloborus diversus, 1026 nucleotides. Its product is annotated as organic cation/carnitine transporter 2-like. NCBI's taxonomy places the organism in Eukaryota, Metazoa, Arthropoda, Arachnida, Araneae, Uloboridae. Gene Ontology annotation, biological process: transmembrane transport. Gene Ontology annotation, molecular function: transmembrane transporter activity. The record is from RefSeq and is a predicted model, not a curated record. The transcript is spliced from 6 exons. The annotation marks the transcript as partial. Gene Ontology annotation, cellular component: membrane.